UUUAUUUACUUUAAUUAUUUUAGAUUUUAUUUUAUUCAUUAUUUUAUUUUAUAGUUAUUUUUAUAAUAAUUGAUACUUAAUUUUAUGUUGUGUGUUUUUGGUAGGAAGAAAAAUAUUCGCAAGCACUACGAGCCCAAUAGCAAAGCAGACUAGCAAAUAUAAAAAAAAGGGGAAGAAGAUAAAGGCACGUGAGUUAGCAACAUUAAACAAUAAGAAAGCAAAGAUAAGAAAGCAGCAACAAAUAAAGUAAAGAAAGGAGCGUGAAAACCAAAGAUACCCCAAAAUCUUAUUAAGGUUCAUCUUCAACAAUAUCAUCCGAAAUUCAAGCAAAUAGAAGAUGAAUUUCCAUCUUAAAUUUUAUCUUUCCAACCUAGAAAAUCAUGGGAGGCCGUUGUUUUUGGCUAUAAAAACCCCAAAACAAUCAUCUCAGAGGACACACAACUUAGCCAAUAAUUAUACAAAGAGUACGAGAGUUCGAUUGAGUCCGUAAUUGGGCAAUUGGUGAAGAGAAGAUAGCCAUUGGAGGGCAGCUUAGUCUCGAAUCCAAGGUAGAACAAGAACGAAGGUGAAUCGCGGGGUCGAAGCCGGGUUUAUUCGGGUGUUCUUCAGAGUGUAUGUACGCGUACGAUAAAGAAGCUAGACUUCAGCGCAUUAAAGCAUACGUAGGCUUCCUAAACGAGGCUGAACUAGAGAAGCUGCUUCACAUUUUCAGUGCUGAACCGGAACUUGAAAUAGAAGAUCCAUUACCGAUUGAAUACAAGAACAUGGCAGAACGAACACUGAAGGAAUUGGGAGCACCGAGAACAAGAGAAGACCCUCUGUGCAUUGUCUUUCCAGAGCUAGAGAAUCCUCUAAAGCUGAAUUCAGGUUUCCUUAAUCUUCUCCCUAAAUUCUAUGGGAACGCAGGUGAGAAUCCUUAUAGACACUUAAAAGAAUUUAAGGUUGUAUGUUCUUCCAUGAAUCCAGAAGGCGUAGAACAAGAACAUAUUAGAUUGCAUGCUUUUCCUUUUUCUUUGCAAGAUCCUGCCAAAGAGUGGCUAUAUGAGCAACUUUCACCUAGUUCUAUUAAUUCUUGGGCAGAAAUGGAAAAAGUUUUUCUUGAAAGAUUCUUUCCUGCGAGUCGUAUUGGUUCUAUUAGGAAGGAAAUUUGUGGAAUUAGACAAAAUAAUAACGAAUCUUUAUAUGAGUAUUGGCAACGUUUUAACAGACUUUGUUCAUCUUGUCCCCAACACCAAAUAAGUGAGCAAUUGUUAAUUCAAUAUUUUUAUGAGGGGUUGUUACCUAAUGAGAGAGGUAUGAUAGAUGCAUCAAGUGGGGGGGGGGCAUUAGUAGAUAAAACUCCAACGGAAGCUAGAAAGUUAAUUUCUAAUAUGGCUCAAAAUACUCAACAAUUUGGCAGUAGAAAUGAUGUUAAAAGAGUUAAUGAUGUGGACUUAAGUGGAAUUAAAAAUCAAUUACAAGAAAAUGCUCAACAAAUUGCUGCUUUAACCACCUUAGUGUCUAAAAUUGUUCCUGGUAAUGAGUCUACAACUAGAGUAUGUGGUGUUUGUUCUGGUUUUUCUCAUGCUACUGAUGAAUGUCCUACUUUACAAAGUGAAGAUGUUAAUGCCUUAGGAGGUUUUCCUGGUCAAUCUCAAAGGAAAUAUGACCCUUUUUCUAAUACUUAUAAUGAAGGUUGGAAAGAUCACCCUAACCUUAGGUAUGGACCUAGACCACCAUUUUCUCAUUCUAAUCAAACUAGGCCAUUUGUUCAACAAAAUUCACAACAACAAUCUGGUUCAUCAUUAGAGGAUUUAGUGAAACAAUUGACUACCCAAAUUGGACAAGUUCAUAGUCAAGGUGUUCAAUAUCAAAAGAAAACUGACACUCACCUACAUCACAUAGAUACUCAAAUAGGUCAAAUUAGCACUUCCCUUAGUAAUUUGGAAUCUCAGCUUUCGAAUAGGCUCCCUUCUCAAACACUUGCCAAUCCAAAUGAACAUGCUAAAGCUGUAACACUUAGAAGCGGUAAAGAGUUAAAGGAACCUAAAAUAAAGAAUAGAGAAAUAGAGAAAGAGGUAGAAGUCAGACCUAAGGAUGAUGUAGCUAGUCAGAGUAAGGAAAAACAUGAUACAGAAAGUGAGAAAGAACUGGAAAAGAAGGGUAAUUUUGAUGUGAGUUAUGAUGUUUCUCGUUUUAAAGAUAUUCCCCCUUUUCCUUCUCGAUUUGCUAAAGCUAAGAAGGAGGCCCUUGACAAUGAAAUACUUGAAACAUUUAGGAAGGUUGAAGUGAAUAUCCCUCUUCUUGAUGCUAUUAAACAGAUACCUAAGUAUGCUAAGUUUCUAAAAGAACUUUGUACUAACAAAAGGAACUUCAAGCCUCGUGAAAAGGUAAGAAUGGGUGAGAACGUAUCUGCUGUAAUUCAAAAGAAACUUCCUCCAAAAUGCAAAGAUCCUGGCAUGUUUUCUAUCCCAUGUAAAAUUGGUAACACUAAAUUUGAAAGAUGCAUGUUAGACUUAGGUGCUUCAAUUAAUGUCAUGCCUAAAUCUGUAUAUGAUACUUUGAAUGUGGGUCCUUUGUCUAAAACUAAUGUUGUUAUCCAAUUAGCUGAUAGAUCUAAUGCAUUUCCUAUGGGAGUUUUGGAAGAUGUACUUGUUCAAGUGAAUGAACUAGUUUUUCCCGCUGAUUUUUAUGUGCUUGAUAUGGGUAAUAGAUCUGAUAGUGUUCCUUUAUUGUUGGGUCGUCCUUUUCUAAAGACUUCCAAAACUAAAAUUGAUGUUCAUGAAGGUAAUUUGACAAUGGAAUUUGAUGGCGAAAUGAUUAAAUUCAACAUAUUUGAUGCUAUGAAAUACCCUAAUGAUAUCAGUAAUGUUAGUUCUAUAGAUUCAUUUGAUGCAUGUGACUGGAUGGCUCAGUAUGUCUUUGAUGAGUGGUGUAAAAAUCUAUUUGAAAAUGGUGUGUUUGGUGAUUUUAAGGAAACAAAAAUGGUUGAUUCUUUUGUAGUUUCAUCUGAUGUGAUUGAACCUGAUGCUUGUGAUGGAUGUGAAAAAUCUUUACCUUCUAUUGUGCCUAAAUUGAUCCCUUCUACUGUUAAGCCACAUGAAUUAGAAUUGAAGCCCCUUCCUUCUAAUUUGAAGUAUGCUUAUUUGGGUGAUAAUGAGACUCUACCUGUGAUCAUUUCAAGUUCUUUAAAUGAAUCUCAAGAGACUAAGUUAUUGAAUUUGCUUAAAAAUCACAAGGAAGCCUUAGGAUGGACUUUAGCUGACAUAAAAGGCAUUAGUCCCGCCAUGUGCAUGCAUAAAAUUUUUCUUGAAAAAGAUGCUAAACCAACUAGAGAGGCUCAACGUAGAUUAAAUCCUUCAAUGAUGGAAGUAGUUAAAAAGGAAAUUCUAAAAUGUUUAGAUGCAGGAUUGAUAUAUCCUAUUUCCGAUUCUCAAUGGGUAAGUCCUAUACAUGUGGUACCUAAAAAGAGUGGAAUAACAGUUGUCGAAAAUAAUAAAGGAGAAUUUGUCCCCACUAGAGUUUUUAAUGGAUGGAGAGUUUGUAUUGACUAUAGGAAGCUUAAUCAAGCUACUAGAAAAGACCAUUUUCCUCUGCCAUUUAUUGAUCAGAUGUUAGAAAAACUUGCUGGACAAUCUUUCUUCUGUUUUCUGGAUGGUUAUUCAGGUUACAUACAAGUACCCAUUGCCCCUGAAGAUCAAGAUAAAACCACUUUUACCUGUCCUUUUGGUACAUUUGCUUUUAGAAGAAUGCCUUUUGGUUUAUGUAAUGCUCCAGGAACUUUUCAGAGAUGUAUGAUGAGCAUAUUUUCUGAUUUAAUCGAACAUGAUAUGGAAGUUUUUAUGGAUGACUUUACUGUUUUUGGUGAUUCAUUUGAUAGAUGUCUUCAUGCUUUAACUCGUGUUCUGAAGAGAUGUGUUGAAACUAAUCUUGUUUUGAAUUUUGAAAAGUGUCAUUUCAUGGUUGAACGAGGCGUGGUUCUUGGUCAUAUUGUAAGCGCUAACGGUUUAGAGGUAGACAAAGCUAAAAUUGAGGUGAUAAGUUCUCUGCCUUAUCCUAAAUGUGUUCGCGAAGUUAGAUCAUUUUUAGGACAUGCUGGUUUUUAUAGGCGUUUUAUAAAGAAUUUUUCAUAAAUUGCUUCACCUUUAUG
Chenopodium quinoa (quinoa) is the source of this 4129-nucleotide messenger RNA. RefSeq lists its product as uncharacterized. The transcript has 2 exons. Lineage: Eukaryota; Viridiplantae; Streptophyta; Magnoliopsida; Caryophyllales; Amaranthaceae. Bases 615 to 4112 code for a protein of 1165 amino acids. The record is from RefSeq and is a predicted model, not a curated record.